CAUAACCCGGACAAUGGACAUUGCAUCCUUGCUUUUCCUUAAAUUAAAAGGCACCCGCCACCGCCACCGCCACCGCCGCCAAAGCCACUGUUUUUCUCUUCAAAACUCAAUGCUUCUCUGCUUUUGCUGAGACUUCUUGUUUUUAUGCAAACCCAAAACUGUUUUAAGCUCUGCAAGCAAGCAACUGCGAAUCUGAGGCUUGAAGAAGAAGUAAUAGAAAAAUUAAUCUGGUUGUUUUUCCGUCUCUCCGGGAUAUAAAUCGUUCUUUUGAUCCCUCUACUUUAACUUGAUCCAGCUUGGUUUUCUCUUCUUCUUUGUUUCCUCUUGAUUUUCUAGCUUUCUCAACCUGAUUUAAGCUUGAAUUGGACGAACAUAUCUUUCCAUGGGAGGAGCUCCAGUUCUCUCGGUAGAUGAUCUAAAGGGUGGAUUUUCAAAUGGGUUUGAAUUAAAAUCCGAAGGAUCACAGACAGCAACUGUAAUUGGUGAUAAAACUUAUGUGAUCAGUGGGAAUGAUGGAGAAUCGACAUCGACGUUUGGAGUUCGAGUUUUCACUAAAUCAACUGGUGAAUGGGCUGUACCCAAAGUGCUGGGAACAAAGCCGAAUCAAUGCAAGGGUCAUGCGGCUGUGCCUUUAGAUGAGGAGAGGAUAUUAGUUGUUAGAGGCGAUUCCACCCUGGAUGAUUGCGCGUGGUUUCUUGAGGUGGACACUAAAUUCAUUAGACAGCAGAGAAACAAUUCUGACACGGAGGUGGUUGCUUGGAGUAAGGGAGUAAGAGGUGAUGUUGAGAAGCCCAUCGUUAUCAGUGGUCCUUCUGGAGUGGGCAAGGGUACAUUGAUAUCCAAACUCAUGAAGGAGUUCCCGGAAAUGUUUGGAUUUUCUGUUAGCCACACGACGCGUGCGCCAAGGAACAAGGAGGAGGAUGGGGUUCAUUACCAUUUCACCGAUCUAAGUGUCAUGGAAAAAGAUAUUAAAGAUGGCAAGUUCCUUGAGUUUGCUUCAGUUCAUGGAAACCUCUAUGGAACAAGUGUUGAAGCUGUGGAAGCGGUUGCAGAUGCAGGAAAGAUUUGCAUCCUUGACAUUGAUGUCCAAGGAGCACGGUCCGUGAGGUCGACUUCUCUUGAAGCCAUUUUUAUCUUCAUCUCCCCGCCAUCUUUUGAGGAGCUUGAGAAGCGCCUUUGCAAAAGGGGGACCGAGACAGAAGAACAGAUACAAAAGCGUCUCCAGAAUGCAAGAACAGAGCUUGAGCAAGGACAAUCGCCUGGACUCUUUGAUCAUAUCUUGAUAAACGAUGACCUUGAGACUUGUUAUGAGAACCUUAAGAAACUCUUGGGUUUAGAUGGAAGAAUAGGCGCUGCCCCUGCCCCUGCCUCUAAAUCAUUGCCAAGACUCGUAGAUCUACCUAUGGUUUCAGACCAUUUAGUGUCAAAGAUUGAUCACAGAAUCCUUAUAAAUUGUGCUACUGCAGGACCGAACAAAAAGUUGGUUUUGAUCGAGGCAUCAUCGCUUGGAGGAGGGGCGCCGGGACGAACCAGAGGACUAGACGUGUACGCGAUUGACUACCCGCUUGCAAAAUGGCGUGGAUAGCUGAACUACAGCAGCAGCCAAGAUGGCAAUCCUACAGCCUCAUUCAACUUACUUCUAGCUCACUUAUGAGAGCUUAUGAGAUUUUGCAUUACACCUGAUGAUUUUGAUAGAGAUUGAAUAUGAAAGAAAAUUGUAUCUUUGUGUAUUACUACAUAUCAAUAUACUAUCUAAUUUUUAUAGUCUAAAGAAAUAUACAAAAAGAGGAAACAAAAUCAA
Molecule: messenger RNA, 1801 nt
Organism: Diospyros lotus (date-plum)
Lineage: Eukaryota; Viridiplantae; Streptophyta; Magnoliopsida; Ericales; Ebenaceae
Product: guanylate kinase 2-like
Exons: 11
Coding region: 383-1585 (400 amino acids)
Biological process (GO): purine nucleotide metabolic process
Cellular component (GO): cytosol
Molecular function (GO): GMP kinase activity; protein binding
Source: RefSeq, a predicted model, not a curated record